Molecule: messenger RNA, 216 nt
Organism: Sungouiella intermedia
Lineage: Eukaryota; Fungi; Ascomycota; Pichiomycetes; Serinales; Metschnikowiaceae
Source: the annotation of a GenBank genome assembly
AUGCCUACUGCUACUAAAGGUGUAUUGGUGAAGUGUGACCCAUCUAUCCGGGCCUUGAUCUUACAGAUUGAUUCGACAAGCCGAGGAAUCGUUAUUCAGGAGCUCGAUAAUACCCAUUUGAUGAUCAAACAAGAUAUGGUACAGUUUGUCAAAGAUGAGCUCAACCGGCUUUUGUCGAAGAACAUCUACGAUCCUAUGGACGGUGUUAAGGCUUAG